Musca domestica (house fly) is the source of this 1332-nucleotide messenger RNA. RefSeq names its product enhancer of split mbeta protein (gene E(spl)mbeta-HLH). Bases 451 to 1101 code for a protein of 216 amino acids. Gene Ontology annotation, biological process: regulation of transcription by RNA polymerase II; anterior/posterior pattern specification; regulation of neurogenesis. The transcript has a single exon. NCBI's taxonomy places the organism in Eukaryota, Metazoa, Arthropoda, Insecta, Diptera, Muscidae. Gene Ontology annotation, molecular function: RNA polymerase II cis-regulatory region sequence-specific DNA binding; protein dimerization activity; DNA-binding transcription factor activity, RNA polymerase II-specific. The record is from RefSeq and is a predicted model, not a curated record. Gene Ontology annotation, cellular component: nucleus.
GGUGGUGGUGCUGAUAAAAAAUAUUCUCUGCGUGCGGGCACAAGGGGUCUGACGUAAAUUCACAGGCCGGCAAGUCAUGGCCAGGAGAGAGCAUAGCGGUGGGUACGCUGCUCUUUCUCUGCAGCGUUGGGUAUGUGUGUGUUUGUGUGUGUGCGGACCAUGCUCGCAAAUACGCACACAAUGUCUCGUUCUCGCCUGGCUGCAUGGGAAGUACUCAGCGUUGAUCGCAGCCAGCCCUCACUCAGCUGCUGCCGUUUCUUAUAAAAAGGCCGGUGAGAAAAGUUUGUGAAUCAUUUCAAAGUUAAACCACCAAGUGAACACAUCGUUCCGCCUGGAUAUUGUGAGCCACACAAACUUCAGAGCAGAAUCUCCCAACUCAACAAUCAUAACUGUGGAUUAUCGCCGAUUUUAUUGGAUUUAAUUAACACCCCCCAACCCAAAAAAGAAAAUAUGGUCUUAGAAAUGGAAAUGUCCAAAACCUAUCAAUACCGCAAGGUGAUGAAGCCCAUGUUGGAGCGCAAACGCCGUGCCCGCAUCAACAAGUGUCUGGACGAGCUCAAGGAUAUCAUGGUUGAGUGCCUGACCCAGGAGGGUGAACACAUUACCCGCCUCGAAAAGGCCGAUAUUUUGGAAUUGACCGUGGAGCACAUGAAGAAGUUACGGGCCCAAAAGCAAUUGCGUCUGAACGGCAAUCAGGACACCAAACUGACCAUUGCGGAAAGUUUCCGGGCCGGUUAUAUUCAUGCAGCCAAUGAGGUUUCCAAAACAUUGGCCACCGUUCCGGGAGUCAGUGUGGACUUGGGUACCCAGUUGAUGAGUCAUUUGGGUCAUCGUCUCAAUUAUUUGCAAGUUAUUGUACCCACUGCCGUGGCACCUUUGGGAGUUGUACCCAGCGCUGCUGGACAUGUUGCAUCCCCCGGUAGUCAUUUCCAAUCCAUGGUGGCUGCUGGACAAACCCAGCUGUCGGCCAACACCUCCUUGUGCGGCAGUCCCGAACCUCCUGCACUCAUCACCCCACCUCCAUCUGAAUGUGGCAGCAGUGAAAGUGGUACCUGCAGUCCAGCACCCAGUGACUCGGGUUCCAUGUGGCGUCCAUGGUGAAUGUUCGACAGUGGCAAUAAGGUGCGAAGCACCGGCACCGGUCUCAAACAUUGAAACAUUUCGUUAAAGUUGCAAAACACGGCACAAGGUUUGGAAGCCUUCGAAAGCCAUCAGUCUCACUAUCUCGCGCACUCAAUGGAAGCAGUUUUUUGCAGAGAAUUAGCAAAAAGGAUAAAAAAUGAAGAAACAACUGGAAAAGUUGUUCGGAGGCCCCAGUAUCGAAACUGGGCU